Messenger RNA from Zerene cesonia (dogface butterfly), 1193 nucleotides. Its product is annotated as cAMP-dependent protein kinase catalytic subunit alpha-like. The record is from RefSeq and is a predicted model, not a curated record. The coding region runs from base 111 to 1193 and encodes 360 amino acids. NCBI's taxonomy places the organism in Eukaryota, Metazoa, Arthropoda, Insecta, Lepidoptera, Pieridae. Gene Ontology annotation, molecular function: cAMP-dependent protein kinase activity; ATP binding. The transcript has a single exon. Gene Ontology annotation, biological process: peptidyl-serine phosphorylation. Gene Ontology annotation, cellular component: cAMP-dependent protein kinase complex; nucleus.
UGAAAUUUCAAUGUGACGUGAAAUAGAACCCCAUAAAAAUAUCACUUAUUUUCAUCCUAAUAGCCUAUGAAUAAUUUGCCAAACUGUUUUCGAAAAGAGAGAUCGAUGCUAUGGCAGAAGAUGCCAAAAGACAUAUUUAUUCGCCACACCCUGAAGGUUACUCUCAAGCUAAGCAAGAGCAGUACAAACAAUAUCUUCGAAAAUUGCAACAUAAUUUUAUCGAAGCGUGGAACGAAAAAUUGGAAUGUAACGCAAGCUUAGGUGAUUUUGAAAAAAUUAAAGUUUUAGGGACGGGGGCUUUUGGAGUUGUGUAUCUCACUAAAUACACAAAAACAGGAAGAUAUUAUGCAAUGAAAAUGAUGGAAAAAGAAAAAAUUGUAAAACUGAAGCAAAUUGAACACAGCUACUAUGAAAAGAAAAUACUGUGUGGACUUAACUUCCCUUUUGUCGUCUAUAUGAAAUAUUUCUUUAAAGACAACGUAUACUUGUAUUAUGUGCUUCCAUUUGUAGCAGGUGGCGAGAUGUUUACGCAUUUGAGGAAAUUAGGAAAGUUUGAUGAGAGCACUUCUAAAUUUUAUGGAGCCCAGGUAGUUUUAGCGUUGGAGUAUUUACACACGUGUGAGUUAGUAUACCGUGACUUGAAACCUGAAAACAUUCUCAUAGAACGAACUGGCUAUAUAAAAAUCACAGACUUUGGCUUUUGUAAACUUGUUCGCGGUAGAACAUGGACUCUGUGUGGAACUCCCGAAUAUCUCGCACCAGAAGUUAUUUUGAGUAAAGGGUACGGUAUGUCUGUAGAUUGGUGGUCACUUGGCAUAUUAAUAUUUGAAAUGAACGCUGGCUACCCACCGUUCUAUGCUUCCGAUCCUAUGAGAAUUUACGAAAAAAUUGUAGCAGGAAAAUAUCGAUGUCCAAGCCAUUUUACACCUGAACUUCGAGAUUUGCUGGCACACAUAUUGCAAAUAGAUAUAACAAAACGUUAUGGAAAUUUAAAAGACGGUGCUCUUGACUUUAAGAAUCACAAAUGGUUUCGAGAAAUCGAUUGGGACAGCCUUCUAAACAGUCGACUACAGGCGCCUUUUGUUCCCAAAAUACGAUCGCCUGGUGACACUUCUUACUUUGAAAAUUAUGAAGACGAAAAAAUAAAGGAGAGUCCCGUUUGUUUAUACGAAGAAGAAUUUGCUGACUUUUAA